AUGACCUCACCCAACCGAUCCGUGGACGACAUCGUCGAUACGACGCCGUUGCUCAGCAACUCGGGAGGGUCGUCCGACGAGUCCAACUCCGGGCGCCACCGAAUCGUGCGCCGCCAGAGCCUGCGCGACGCCGCGCGGUUUCUCCGCCAAGCCAGCAGCCGCCGGCUCAUGCGUGAGCCGUCGAUGCUGGUUCGCGAGACGGCGGCGGAGCAGUUGGAGGAGAGGCAGAGCGAUUGGGCGUAUUCGAAGCCCGUGGUGGUUCUCGACAUCAUCUGGAACUUCGCUUUCGUCGUCGUCGCGGCAACGGUCCUGGUUCUGAGCCGAUACGAAUUGCCGAAUAUGCCCCUGAGGCUCUGGAUCAUGGGGUACGCUUUGCAGUGUGCGGUUCAUAUGGUUUGUGUUUGUGUCGAGUUUCGGAGAAGGCAGUGCCGACAGAGAAGCCGGGUUUUGGGGAUGACGGAGGAAGGAGUAGGGAGUGUUGGGAACUUGAGUUCUGGGUCGAGAGAGGGGGAUUCGUCUUCGCAGUACGUGUCUUUGGCUGAUCAUAUGAAUGAGGAGGGUACCAGCGUUGCAAAGCAUUUGGAAUCUGCAAAUACAAUGUUUUCAUUCAUCUGGUGGAUCAUUGGGUUCUACUGGGUAUCAGCAGGUGGUCAAGCUUUAGCGCGUGCCUCCCCUCAGCUUUACUGGCUAUGUAUAAUUUUCCUGGGUUUUGACGUGUUUUUUGUCGUUUUCUGUGUUGCACUGGCAUGUAUCAUUGGUAUCGCUGUUUGUUGCUGUCUUCCAUGUAUUAUUGCACUUUUAUACGCUGUGGCAGACCAGGAUGGAGCAUCCAAGGAAGACAUUGAACAGUUGUCAAAAUUCAAAUUCAGAAAAGUUGGCAAUGAGAAAGUUGCAGGUGAUACACAAGGUGGAGGAGUAAUGACUGAAUGUGGAACAGAUUCACCCAUUGAACAUGUUCUUUCGCAGGACGAUGCGGAGUGUUGCAUCUGCCUUUCUUCUUACGAUGAUGGAGUGGAGCUAAGGCAACUUCCUUGUGGCCAUCAUUUUCACUGUUCCUGCAUUGAUAAGUGGCUUUAUAUCAAUGCUACCUGUCCUCUCUGCAAGUACAAUAUAUUGAAGAGUACCAGCCAUGAUCCAGUGGAAGUGUAG
Prunus armeniaca (apricot) is the source of this 1149-nucleotide messenger RNA. NCBI's taxonomy places the organism in Eukaryota, Viridiplantae, Streptophyta, Magnoliopsida, Rosales, Rosaceae. The record is from the annotation of a GenBank genome assembly.